CCCGUAAAGGGUUCGAUGGUUAUGUGGCGUAACUUGCAUAAAUCUUUGGAUCCCGACAGACGUACUUUGCAUGCCGGCUGCCCUGUAAUCAAGGGCACCAAGCAAAUUUGCAACAUUUGGGUGCAUUCUGGUUAUCAGGAAUUCAGUCAUCCCUGUGGCUUAAUACGUGACAACUACAAAUCGGCUCAUAUAUGAUAGAAGUAGAAAAAUAUAUGGUAUACCUAUACAUACUCUACAUGCAUAUGUAUAUUGUAGAGAAGUUUAAGUAAUUCACUUUUGUUUCUGAGUAAGCUAAUGAAUAUGUCCAUAAAAUACUUAAAAAUUAUC
This is a messenger RNA of Bactrocera oleae (olive fruit fly), 327 nucleotides long. Lineage: Eukaryota; Metazoa; Arthropoda; Insecta; Diptera; Tephritidae. The record is from RefSeq and is a predicted model, not a curated record.